Messenger RNA from Cynoglossus semilaevis (tongue sole), 1743 nucleotides. RefSeq names its product zinc finger protein 667. NCBI's taxonomy places the organism in Eukaryota, Metazoa, Chordata, Actinopteri, Pleuronectiformes, Cynoglossidae. Gene Ontology annotation, molecular function: DNA-binding transcription factor activity; RNA polymerase II cis-regulatory region sequence-specific DNA binding. Gene Ontology annotation, biological process: regulation of transcription by RNA polymerase II. The coding region runs from base 157 to 1527 and encodes 456 amino acids. The record is from RefSeq and is a predicted model, not a curated record. The transcript is spliced from 4 exons.
AUUUGGGUCCGCUGGGCUCCACAACAAACAGUGCACGGUAGCUUCACUAGCUUUAUAUUCACGACCAUUUAUAGCUUGUACUACAACCCAAGGACUAUAUUUGUAAACUUAAAAACCUUUGGCUAGUGAAGAUAUUUAUUUAGGUGAGCAGCGACGAUGGAGAGCCGCUCCUCCUUACACUCUCAGCUCUCCACCAUCAUGGAGAUAAUGGCCAGGUCGGCUCUCUCACAAAUCAGCAAACUGAUGGAUGAAGACUCGACUAAACACCGGCAAGAAUUGUCACGAUUAUUGUCUACAAACUCAACCUUGGCAGAAAAAGUUACCAGUCUUGAGUGUGAAUUAACCAUUGUGAAAAAAGACUUACCUACUUUGUGUAAAAGUUAUCGCACCGUUGGUGUUCAGACUGUCUGCUGUGCCACUGAUAAUGAUGUAAACGUGGCCGAUUCACCUAUCAUAAAGGAAAUCUUUGGAAAAGAAGGUUGUAUAGAUCUGUGGAAAGAAAAUACCCCGGAUCUUUUGGACAGAGUCGCAGACUCAUCACAGCUUAAUGAGAAGUCUGUGACAGUUGUGUCUGAUCAAAUUCCUGUGGUAGAGAUUAAAGAAAACGUUGAAAAUCCUGUACAUGGCCACCAGCAGAUAACACUUUUUAAAGAAGCAAAACAUGAUGAAAGUACAGCUGCAGAACCAAAGCCAGUGGAAAACACUGCUGGUGACAGCACUCGAAAUCUGUCAUGUGGUCAGAAGGAAGUCCAGUCAGAGCCUGCAGCUUCAGCUGAAGAAAUGUCCCUUGAAUUGAGGUGCUUAAGUGACACAGAGGAUGUCUUCAGCACUCAUAUAAUUCCAAUUGAAGAUGAUGAUGAAGAUGAUGAAGAUGAUGUACAAUUUGUUCAAGAAAGACAGCAACAACCUAAAGUUGAUCCUAUUGUUGGGCCCAGCCACAGCAAGGUCCAAACAAAAUUAACAGAUAACAAUGAAAUCACUGAUUUGUUAAAAAAUUCAAAUAACUUGAGUAUAAGUAACGUUAAGACAUUCAAUAAAAUGAACAAUGAAAAAUAUACAUGCAAAAUAUGUAGCACCACAUUUUACCACAAGGGCACUUUGACACAUCACAUGAAGUUACACAGAUCCAACAGCAUUUAUCAGCAACAUUUCCAACAUCGGGGCAAAUUAAACAAGCACAUCUUUGUUCCUCCGAUAAAGUUUCAAGGUGGAAGUAAGUCCUGUGAGUACUGUGGAAAGACCUUUGCAAACCCAUCAGCUCUGAGAAUCCACUAUGUGGUCCACACUGGAGAGAAACCCUACAGUUGCUAUUUAUGUGGAAAAGGAUUCACACAAAAAGGCAACCUAAAAUGUCAUUUACGUAUCCAUACUGGGGAGAGACCGUAUCACUGUGGCCAAUGUGGAAGGACUUUUACGCAAAAAGUGAACCUGAACUGUCAUUUAAUGGCACACAGAAACCGUGAGGUUGAGAUACACAAGUCAGUCAAUAUCAACAACAAUGUAAAGGCUGACCCCUGUGGUCAGUGACUGGUCUAACUGGGAUAGUACACAGUAUAAUACAAACUGAUAUCAUUGUAUGUAAUGUCAUGUUUAGUAUAACACAAUGUGAAGUUAUUCUUACAGAUUGCCUUUCAUAUUCACUCACUUCUGUAAAUAAAACCAGGUUUGUAUUGAUGGUUUCCAUUAGCAUCAGUGUUGCAAUCACUGUCUGGCUUUAUAAUAAAUAAGGCAUACUUUUUUUUA